Messenger RNA from Prorocentrum cordatum, 606 nucleotides. NCBI's taxonomy places the organism in Eukaryota, Dinophyceae, Prorocentrales, Prorocentraceae. The record is from the annotation of a GenBank genome assembly.
GGGGGUGGGGGGUAGGGCUCACAUGUGGCCACCAAUGGGCCGUUGACCAGUGGCCUCUCGGGGAAGGCCCCUCGAGGCGCCCCUCCGCGGGACCUUCCCGGGGGCUCCUGGGCCAGGGGCUCCGCGGGACCCGCGGGCGUCGCACUCCGUGCCCACGGCACGGUGGCGGGCUGCAUUCCGCUGGGCUUGAAGGACGGGCCGGGCCUGGACACGGUCCGGGAGGUGAGGGCCGAGAUGCAGCGGCGGAUAUCCACGGGCCUCGCCUCCUUCGGCACGCUCGGGGCCUUCAGGACCGCGAUCCUCCAGAACCGGUUCGGCGAUGCCGAGGACCUGCUGGAGACGACGGAGCCCCUGACUCCCGACGACGGCACGACGCCCUCGGCCUUCAAGUCUCAGUUCCACCGCUGGUGGCGGGCGGUGCGCAGCCCCUCGCUGAGCGCUCUGAUCGUGGUCUCCCUGCCCGAGGCGAGCCUGGAGGCCGAGGGCGAGUCCAUGCAGAGCGUGAUCCGGAGCUUCCAGCUGGAGUCCGCAGCCUGAUGGUCGGGCGUUGCGUACUUGCUGGGGGGGGCGAUGCAGAAGGCGUUCGAGAAAGGGCCUCGCCUCCGA